Molecule: messenger RNA, 3167 nt
Organism: Chaetomium fimeti
Lineage: Eukaryota; Fungi; Ascomycota; Sordariomycetes; Sordariales; Chaetomiaceae
Exons: 2
Coding region: 229-3033 (934 amino acids)
Cellular component (GO): cell cortex of growing cell tip; actomyosin contractile ring
Molecular function (GO): MAP kinase scaffold activity
Source: RefSeq, a predicted model, not a curated record
GAGUCGAGGCGUUUCAUGCUGCGACAACUUUCGACCACCGUUCCCCGCCGCCUUGUCGUCCGGUUUAUUCCUUUGUAAUAAUUCUCUGUCGUUGCGUGCGCCCUAGCCGCCACUCAGCAACGCCAAUUUCCGCCCUUCAGCGCCACGAAAUCGUGUGUACCCGCUGGUUACUCUCUCUGGCGCCCGCUUGCGACGGCCAACGCCCCCGACGAACAACACCCGAAUACCAUGAAUGGCCGCAAUGCACCACUGUCACCUGUCUCUGUAGGCGGUAGCGAAUGGUCAUAUCCAGUCAACGAUAAAGACGGGCUUCCAUACCAAAAUAAUCGAGGUCAACUCAGCACACCGCCCGACUCCGCCGGACCAGUCAAGCCGAUGAACAAUUUCCCGCCAGGGCCGAGGAGCGUCGGCGGCCCGUCGCCGCCCGCUUCCGUCGGCCGAUCGAGCGCCGGGACCAACCUAUACGCAAGGAGCGAGAGCGGGAGAAGCCAGAGUCAAUCGGAAAACCAGGAGUUGAUGCUGUCGGAGCAUUACAUCUCUCUCAAGCGCUUCCUCUCGGCAACAUCACGCGAUGGCAACCCGAAACCCCCACCGAACAAGGCUCGCGACAAGCUGCAACGCCUUACUAGCGUCCAGUUCCUCGAACUCAGCACUGACGUCUACGACGAGCUGAAGCGGCGCGAACUCGCAAGUCGAGUCCCCCCAGGUGCUCCACCCGGCUCUGGGCCUCCCGAUUACCUCUUGCCCGAGGAAAAUUUCCACCCCAAACGAAACCAAGCACGUCAAAAGCUCUCCUCCCUUGGUCCCCCGCGGUUCCGUGACCUGGCCACCGACGUCUUUUGCGAGCUGGAGCGGAGGUUCCCGCGAUUCGCCGGCCCGGAUGUUCCUCGCGUAGGAAGCCCGAUGUCGGUCCGUGGAGGACCGCAGAGCCGCUCGCAAACACCUGUGAAUGGAAUGAACGGGUAUCCCCCGAGGAACCAGAGCCGGAGACGCCCCUCCGAAGCCAGCUCAGUGCGGAGCGGGCGCGGGUUGCCGACGCCUCUGCAGGCCGGCUUCCCGAUUCCACCAUCACCGGGCGUACCGAAUGGCGACUACGGGAGACCGAUGCCGAAACAGUUCCAGAGCAAUACAAUCGUUCCCAACAAGAGCACGAUGGUAGAGGAGGACGAUGAUGCUAUCAGCCCCACGAGUCCAGACCCCAACGCACCAUAUGGGUUUCAGCGCAGCGUAGGGCCAUCCGAGUCCGACAAGAAGCUCGUCGAAGAAUACGAGCAGCAGAUCAGAGACCUGCGGGAGAAGCUUGACGGCAUGGAGGACACAUUGAAGCGAAAGGAUGAUGAACUAAACGGCGCGUUGGAUGGCGAGCGCUCGAAAGCGGCAGCGGCGGACUCGGCAAAAAAUGAGUGGGAUAGUACCCGCACGAAUCUAGAGGACAGGCUCGCCGAAGCACAGGAGCUGAACGACUCCCUGCAGCGGGAGAUCGAUAGGCUCCGGGGUGAGCAUGCGAGCGAAACCCAGGAGCUGAGGGACGAGCUCGAUCAGGCCAAAAACGCCAGCAGUUCGGUACCAAGUGGAACGGCCGACGCCGAGCUGGAGCGAGAAAACAAAGCGCUGCGCAUGGCGCUAGAAGAGCAGGAACAGGUGACUGAGGAAGUGCGGCGGGAGGCGCAGGAGUUCCUCCGAGAGAUGAGGACCAUCUCCCAGCAGAGUGGCGCCACCUGGGACAGGCAAUCCGAGAUGGAGAAGACGAUAGAGUCGCUCGAGAAUGAGGUACGAGAGUGGCAGAACCGCUAUGCGCGCACCAAAACGCAGCUGCGCGACAUGCGCGGCUCCUCUGCUGGACUCACGGCCGACCAGGACGCGUCCAAAUACGUCCGCGAGAAGGGUUUUGUGGACGACGCCGGGUUAGUUAAGGAUAUCCACGUCACGAGAUUCCAGCUCGCCAUCGACGAUCUUCUCCGGCAAGCUCGGGCGGACCCGGAACGCGUGAUCGACGCCAUGAAGGCGGUUGUGGUCAGUGUUCGGCGAAUCACCAAGGACAUCGACACCUCGGCGCAACCCGGAGAGGCGGCCAUGCAGUAUCAAAAGCCCAAAUCCCGGGUGUCGUCUACGGCCAACAACAUGAUCACAGCCUCCAAGAAUUUCGCGAGCUCGGCUGGCAUCUCCCCGGUAUCGGUGCUUGAUGCAGCGGCAUCCCACCUAGUCGCGGCCGUCGUUGAGCUGCUUCGCGCAGCCAAGAUUCGUACCACUCCGGGAGAUGAGUUGGAAGAAGACGACGACGGAACGGUGACCCCUGUGGACUCGACUGGUUUCUUCUCCCCGCAAAGCAACGGGCAGAGCAAGGUAUCAAGCAUCACGUCGGUCCAAGCCUCGCUGCCGCCGCCCCCGCCGUUCCAGGGUCUCGGCCCCAGGAGCCGGGCGAGCGCCGACUCAUCCGCCUACAGCCCAGUCAGCUCGCCGCGCGAGUCGUUCGCAAAGGGCCCAAUGGGCCGCAACGGGGCCGCCGCCAACGGUAGCCAAAGCGGAUACGGGGGGCUAGAAAAGGCCCUACCCAUCGCCCCCAACGCCAAUGGGAACGGGAACGGCCUCUACAACAACGCCCGGCAGCCCGACAGACGGGUCGAGGAUCUCAAGAUCUACCUCGAAGACCAAACAGCCGUCCUCGUCCAGACGAUCCAGAACCUCGUCCAGAUGGUCCGCGACGACGCCGAUAUCAACCAGGUCACGGAGGAGAUCAGCGUCAUCACGGACGUGGUCGGGCAGGUGACGGCGGAGACGCAGGCGGCGGCCGGGCCCGGUCCCGACGGCCCCGAGCUGGUCAAGCGGUUGGUGGCGUGCCGCGAGCGUCUCAUGGAGGCCGGCAGCCGCGGGCUCGAUCUUGCAGCCAGCGGCAGCGACAGCACGAGCCGCGAGUGGCACAUGUGGACGCAGACCCUGCCGCCCAUCGCCUUUGAGAUUGCGCGCGAGACCAAGGAGCUCGUGCAAAACGUCGACCGCCUCGUCUUCGAUGGCGGCGCUGAUGACUUUGCAUAAGAGGUUGACUCUUCCGGUUUUUGAUACUUGAGUUGCAGACACCAACCAGGUGGGUUGGCUGGUGUCGGAGGGGGGAAUUGCAAUUUUUCUUUGCUUAGGCUUUGUUCGGAUACCCAUCAUGGCCACUGGUUUUG